Balaenoptera ricei (Rice's whale) is the source of this 1483-nucleotide messenger RNA. RefSeq names its product RasGEF domain family member 1C (gene RASGEF1C). The transcript is spliced from 14 exons. The record is from RefSeq and is a predicted model, not a curated record. Lineage: Eukaryota; Metazoa; Chordata; Mammalia; Artiodactyla; Balaenopteridae. Gene Ontology annotation, molecular function: guanyl-nucleotide exchange factor activity. The coding region runs from base 83 to 1483 and encodes 466 amino acids. Gene Ontology annotation, cellular component: plasma membrane. Gene Ontology annotation, biological process: positive regulation of GTPase activity; Ras protein signal transduction.
CAGCGCCGCGGCUGGCAGCGGGCGCGGCGGGCGCUGCCCAUGGGUUGGUCUCCGGGGUUGGGCGCACCGGGAGCCGGUAGGCAUGCCCCGGACACUGGGCACCUCCGACAUGGUCACUCCAGGCAGCCUCGGCCCACCCCGCCCUGAGCCCACGGAUGGUGAGCAGGCCGGGCAGCCCCUCCUGGAUGGAGCUCCAUCCUCAGCCUCCCUGGACGCCCUGAUCGAGCAGCUGGUGCCCAAAGCUGACUACUACCCUGAGAAAGCCUACAUCUUUACCUUCCUGCUGAGCUCCCGCCUCUUCAUCGAGCCCCGGGAGCUCCUGGCCCGAGUCUGCCACUUGUGCAUCGAGCAGCAGCAGCUGGACAAGCCAGUGCUGGACAAGGCCCAGGUCCGGAAGUUUGGCCCCAAACUGCUCCAGUUGUUGGCCGAGUGGACAGAGACGUUCCCGCGGGACUUCCAGGAGGAGUCGACCAUCAGUCACCUGAAGGACGUGGUGGGCCGCAUCGCCCCCUGUGACGAGGCAUACCGAAGGAGGAUGCAUCAGCUCCUGCAGGCUCUGCACCAGAAGCUGGCGGCUCUGGGCCAGGGGCCGGAAAGCCUGCUGGGCACUGACAAGCCCAUCUCCUACAGGAACAAGCCUCCAGCCUCUAUCCACAGGGAGCUCCUCAACAUCUGCAGUGACCCCUACACACUGGCUCAGCAGCUGACCCACGUGGAGCUGGAACGGCUACGACACAUUGGACCUGAGGAGUUUGUCCAGGCUUUUGUGAACAAGGACCCUCUGGCCAGCACAAAGCCUUGUUUCAGUGACAAGACUAACAACCUGGAAGCUUACGUGAAAUGGUUCAACAGAUUGUGCUACCUCGUGGCCACUGAGAUCUGCAUGCCGGCCAAGAAGAAACAGAGGGCCCAGGUGAUUGAGUUCUUCAUCGACGUAGCCCGUGAGUGCUUCAACAUCGGCAACUUCAACUCCCUAAUGGCCAUCAUCUCUGGCAUGAACAUGAGUCCUGUCUCAAGGCUGAAGAAGACCUGGGCCAAAGUGAAGACAGCCAAGUUUUUCAUCCUCGAGCACCAGAUGGACCCAACAGGGAAUUUCUGCAACUAUAGAACAGCCCUACGCGGGGCAGCCCACCGCUCCCUGACCGCCCACAGCAGCCGGGAGAAGAUCGUCAUCCCCUUCUUCAGCCUGCUCAUCAAAGACAUCUACUUCCUAAACGAAGGCUGUGCCAACCGCCUCCCCAAUGGACACGUCAACUUUGAGAAAUUUCUGGAGCUGGCCAAGCAAGUAGGAGAGUUCAUCACAUGGAAACAAGUGGAGUGUCCCUUCGAGCAAGACCCCAGCAUCACCCACUACCUGCACACUGCUCCCAUCUUCAGCGAGGAUGGUCUUUAUUUGGCUUCUUAUGAAAGUGAGAGCCCAGAGAACCAAACAGAAAAAGAGAGGUGGAAAUCUCUAAGGUCUUCUAUUCUGGGGAAGACGUGA